CUUCCAACAUUGACGAGCCGGCGUUAUUCAAAACUGCAACUAGCCUAGAGAUAGGUUUAUACAAAUAAAUAUGAAUAUUUGUAGCUACAUGCCUCCAUAAUCUCUGCUGCUCUCUGUAGCCUAUCAGCUGACUGUCAGCACUGACCCAUAUUGACGCAUUGCUUAUGACGUUCCCACCCGGCUUGUUUAUCUUCUCUCGUUUCCUUUCCUCGGCAGAAGGUAUUUCUGUCUGUAGUUGACUAACGUUAGCUAGCAUUAUGGCCAACGUUGUGGAUACCAAGCUAUACGACAUCCUCGGAGUUUCACCCUCCGCCUCAGAAAACGACCUAAAGAAGGCAUACCGCAAAUUGGCCAAAGAGUUUCACCCUGAUAAGAACCCAGAUGCAGGGGACAAGUUUAAAGAGAUAAGUUUUGCGUAUGAGGUGCUGACCAAUCCAGAAAAGAAGGAGCUUUAUGACCGCUAUGGAGAGCAGGGGCUGCGGGAGGGAGGUGGUGGAGGGGCUGGCAUGGAUGACAUCUUCUCCCACAUCUUUGGAGGGGGGCUGUUUGGCUUCAUGGGGGGGCAGGGACGCGGAGGGGGAGGACGCAAUGGAGGGCGCAGGAGAGGCGAGGACAUGGUGCAUCCCCUCAAAGUUUCACUGGAAGACCUCUACAAUGGUAAAACAACCAAACUACAACUCAGCAAGAAUGUCCUGUGUGCUUCCUGCAAUGGUGCCGGGGGUAAGGCGGGGGCGGUGCAGAAGUGUGUGGCCUGCAGAGGGAGAGGCAUGAGGAUCAUGAUCAGACAGCUGGCUCCUGGCAUGGUCCAACAGAUGCAGUCAGUCUGCACAGACUGCAACGGAGAGGGGGAGGUGAUCAGUGAGAAGGACCGCUGUAAGAAGUGUGAGGGUCGUAAGGUGAACAAGGAGACCAAGCUGUUGGAGGUCCAUGUUGAUAAAGGCAUGAGGCAUGGCCAGAAAAUAAGCUUCACUGGAGAGGCUGACCAAGCCCCAGGCACUGAGCCUGGAGACAUCCUACUGGUCCUACAGGAGAAGGAGCAUGAGGAGUUCCGUCGUGAUGGCCAUGACCUCCACAUGACCCAGCGUAUCGGCCUGGUGGAAGCUCUGUGUGGCUUUCAGUUGGCGGUCACACACCUCGACGGACGCCAGCUCGCUGUCAAAUAUCCCCCUGGCAAGGUCAUAGACCCAGGUUGUAUCCGGGUGGUGAAGGGAGAGGGUAUGCCUCAGUACAGGAACCCAUUUGAGAAAGGCGAUCUGUUCAUCAAGUUUGAUGUCCUGUUCCCUGACAACAACUGGAUCAGCCCUGAGAAACUCACCGAGUUGGAGGACCUGCUGCCUGCGCGUGCAGAUGGACCAGUCAUCUCGUCAGAGGCAGAGGAGGUUGACCUCCAGGACUGUGAGGUCAGAGGUCAGGGGUCAGCGGGGGCCAGAAGGGAGGCCUACAAUGAUAGCUCUGAUGAGGAGGGGGGGCCGCACGGCCCAGGGGUACAGUGUGCCCACCAGUAGACUGAAUACACACCCCGACUACCCUCUCUCUCCAGUCUGUGUGCCCAUCUGUUGUGAGGGAAGGGCACCUCCCUACUGCACCCUGCCCCAGGUCCCAUCAGGACCCUCCAUCCUCUUCAUUCCACAAUCAGAGUGUGUGGGUGUGGUCAGCAGGCUAUGCUGGAUGUGUGGUGGCCAUUUGACAUCCUAGGAUUCUAGGCUCUACAGCUGUCUUUGGAAAUGUCAUUUGCGAAUCUUGUGUAUAAAAUGAAAAUAUUGUCUUUUAAAAAUACAUUCAUUUAUCUUCUUCAGUGUCGUAGUCUAGUCUGUCACAUCAGCGCAUGCUGAAAAGACAUUUAACACAGGCCUACCAUAGCCCCUGGCCUACACGGCAGCCUGCUGAGCCACACCGGAAGUGAUUACAUCACAUUCUGUAAGCUCAAACUCCUCUCAUCACUGAGUUACCUGAGGACUUCCUGGCUCAGAUUUAUCUCCACCAAUCACAUAGCUUGAAUCUUUAGGCUUAUUUACCUUUCAGUCAGAAAAAAAUGUUUCUUCUGCGUGAGGAUUGUGUGCUUUUGCGCAUCUGUGUGUGUGACCACAGAGCUUUUGUCUGAGUAGCAUACUCUAUUCCUCUUUCUAAACUCAGGCAAGGCUGUGUGUGUGUGUGUGUGUGUGUGUGUGUUGCUGGCUUCUCUACUCAUAGCAGUAUGAAUUCUGUGUGUAGUGUGAGUGAUGACCUCAUGUUUAUGCUCAAUUUAAGAUAAAAACAUCUGAAUUUGUUGAACUUGUCCCACCUUGACCAUGUCACCUUUUAACCCUCGACCCCAAACCUCUGUAUUAUACACAACUCUCCAUGCCAGUAGAACUGUCACAUGCCAUCUCCAGCUCUGUAAAUACCAGCCACAACCCCAUCCCCUGUGCACAGUUCCAUCUCAGUACUCUUCAGCUGCCUCCUCCCUUCCAAUCCAAAUUCCUGUCCUUCAUCUGCACUAAUGGGACAAAACAGCAGGGUCAUGUUUAGUUGGCACAAAUUAGAAAAUGUUUUGAUCACAACCUAAAAAAAACACUUUAAUUUCCAGUUUCAAAAUAUUUAGCUACAGUCUGCCCUGUUUCCUUUUCCUGUCCAGUUCUGUGAGAUCAGUGCAGAUGGAGAGGAUAGGAGGCUGCUUUAGACUGUAGAGAUGUAGUCAUGUGACUGUCACUGUAAAUAUGAAAUGGGCCACUGAAGGGACACGCUUCAGACCAACAGACAGGCUUUAUUUAGUAAGUGAUAUUAUUGUUGAUGCUCAUAUUUGUCAGGAUGACAAUUGAACUGUAUAAUAAACUCUGUCACCAUCA
This is a messenger RNA of Oncorhynchus kisutch (coho salmon), 2825 nucleotides long. Its product is annotated as dnaJ homolog subfamily A member 2-like. Gene Ontology annotation, biological process: response to heat; protein folding. The record is from RefSeq and is a predicted model, not a curated record. The transcript has 9 exons. Gene Ontology annotation, molecular function: ATP binding; Hsp70 protein binding. The coding region runs from base 258 to 1505 and encodes 415 amino acids. Lineage: Eukaryota; Metazoa; Chordata; Actinopteri; Salmoniformes; Salmonidae.